Messenger RNA from Drosophila rhopaloa, 642 nucleotides. RefSeq lists its product as uncharacterized. The record is from RefSeq and is a predicted model, not a curated record. Bases 1 to 642 code for a protein of 213 amino acids. Lineage: Eukaryota; Metazoa; Arthropoda; Insecta; Diptera; Drosophilidae. The transcript is spliced from 2 exons. Gene Ontology annotation, molecular function: nucleic acid binding.
AUGGCUGAUUUACGCAGCGUACGCAUUACACAAGCGCUUCCAUUUACAUAUACUGGCUGCGACUAUGCAGGUCCAAUACUUCUGAAGGAUGCAAAGGUUCGGAAGCCACGUAUCAGCAAGGGCUACAUAUGCCCAUUUGUUGGCAUGGUCACCUCGGCCAUCCACCUGGAACUUGCCACAGAUUUGACGACAGAAACCUUCUUGGCUGCCUUGCGGCGCUUUAUAUCGGUACGUGGCAAGUGCAGUAAGAUCUACAGUGACAAUGGCACAAACUUUAUUGGAGCUAAGCGAUCCCUCGACGAGAUGCAAGAAUUGCUUUCUUCACAGACACACAAGAACACCGUGUCUAGCACACUAGCGGAUGAUGAUGCGCACACUUCUUGCGCAGUGAUAAAUUCACGCCCCUUUUGCUACACACCGGAUACGGAAACCAACUACCUAUCACCCGCUCACUUCUUAAUUGGGCGACCAUUGACAACAGUGCCAGAUCCCGAUUUGAGUCAUAUCCCAGUGGGCCGAUUAGGAUAUUGGCAAAGCAUCCAGUCUAUGCUUCAAGGAUUCUGGAGAAAAUGGCAUCAGGAGUAUCUGACUACUCUGCAGCAACGUCCAAAAUGGACUACUUCAACACCCAACAUCUCGUAA